UUAAAUGAUGAUUCAUUGGGUGUUGUGUUAUUAAUGUAUGAGGAGUUAUAACUUUAUUAUAACAUCAAAUCAAAUUGGUUGAAGUCAUUUCAUAUGACUUGAUUGUCAAACAAGGUAGAACAACUGAAAUAGGCAUCAAAUGAUUAGAAUAGCCCUUUAUGUCAUUAGUGAUCAGGCCUAAUCACUGUCUAUUUACUGAAAGUUGUGCAAAAAAAAUCUGAAGUUCAGGAAGUUGUCAGCUGUUUAAAGGUCAUGUCAGCCGCACAGCCGCUGUGUUCAGAUGAGAGAGAAGGGACGCUGCAAGUUGCGCCUAUUACGCAUGUGGACACCGAGUACGGAGAUAAAAUAGGUCCGUGUGGACGAAGAGGAUUUCAUCACAAGUGACCAGGGAUCUUGACAGUCACACAGCAGAGAGUAACCAUGCCGAGGUCAUUUUUGGUGAAGAGUAAACGAGCACAUAGCUACCACCAACCACGAUACCUGGAUGAUGACUACAUUAGAAUGGAUACUAUUUUAGCCCAUAUAUGCGCAGAAAGCAAAUUGCAGGUUGAGUUUGAGGGGAACUGUGACGCGCAGGUUGCUCCGAACCACCGCAACCUCUCCCCCGAAUCCCGCCUGGUGCACACGGCUGACCACUCCCCCAUCUAUCCGCUGAGCUGCGAGGGCAGCGUGUGCGACCGCUUCUCGGACUAUGACGACUACUGGCGCCCUCCAUCUCCAUCUGCAUCACCAGAUUCGGAACAAUGUUUCACUCCGUCAGCAGACGACGCUCAGCCUUUCGCCAUUCCAUUUCGCUCUUACCCAUGGAUGACCUACUCUGGCUCCGAGCUCAGACACCUUGUGCAGCGAACAUAUCAACACAAUCUCCCCACAACCCUGGAGCCCGACAUACAGAUGGGCCUCUAUGGAUCCGAGGAUGGUGCCACCAACUCCCUCAUUUACGCACAGAGGGGCCCCCACACUGGAUUUUACAGGGACUUUGGGUCUACGGUGUUCCCUACCUAUAGAAUGCGGGACGCCGACCAGUUAUAUUCGGACCUCAAGCUGAAGACCAAGGCCUCUGAUAUCAAGUCUGAAUCCGAUCUCAUCUGUUCACGUCUAGAACCAAGUGGAUCGUACAAGUGCAUCAAGUGUUGCAAGGUAUUCUCGACGCCGCACGGGUUAGAGGUUCACGUUCGUCGGUCGCAUAGCGGAACUCGCCCUUUUGCCUGUGGAUUGUGUGGGAAAACGUUUGGGCACGCAGUGAGCCUCGAACAACACAAGGGCGUUCACUCACAGGAGAGGAGCUUCAACUGUAAAAUAUGUGACAAAAGCUUCAAGCGCUCGUCCACGCUGUCCACGCACUUGCUUAUCCACUCGGACACGCGGCCCUACCCUUGUCAGUACUGCGGGAAGAGAUUCCAUCAGAAGUCCGACAUGAAGAAACACACCUUUAUCCAUACAGGUGAGAAGCCGCACAAGUGCCAGGUAUGCGGGAAGGCCUUCAGUCAGAGCUCCAACCUCAUCACGCACAGCCGCAAGCACACAGGCUUCAAACCGUUCGGCUGCGACCUCUGCGGCAAAGGAUUCCAAAGGAAAGUGGAUCUGAGGAGGCACAAGGAAACACAACAUGGAUUGAAAUGAAAAACUGUCAACACCGAAAAACUGUGCUGGAGAACUGUACUAUAUUAAUACAUGUAGCGUAAAUAUGUCGCUUUCAAAAUACGUUUAUGUUAUUCUAUCAUUGCUUGGUUAUAUGCCUUGGUUAUAUUGCCCCUUCUUGAAUUGUUGUUUUGAAAAUGAAACAUGUAUUUAUUAAAUCGGCCUAUAGAUUUUCAUUAGCUACAGGCCAAAUUCUGAAUAUCAUUUCACACAACACAAAAAUACAGGAUUUAAACGUUUUGGUUGUGAUCCACAAGGAUUGUAUAAUUCGUUUUAGCCUAGCCUAUUUGUUUUCUUCUCGAGAAGAAACCGGCUAGUUAAAUGCUAUAGCUUAAUAGUCUAUUUAUCGGAACAUUUUAAUAUUAAUGCCUGUUUAAUUAAUUAAGGCCUUUAAUUAUCCAACACGGUCACUUUAUAAUCUGCUGUGUAUACAGAAUCCAUGGUGGGGAAAGGAGAAUUUAUGCUCUUUUGUCUGAAUAUACAUUUUAAAUGUUCCCUUGUCUUUUGUAAAAACAAUGAUAGGCUUAUAAGUGAAGACAUCUAAACCAAACAUGUUCAUAUAUAAUAAUAAUAGGCCUUCAUCCAAAA
Messenger RNA from Salmo salar (Atlantic salmon), 2229 nucleotides. RefSeq names its product zinc finger protein Gfi-1. Lineage: Eukaryota; Metazoa; Chordata; Actinopteri; Salmoniformes; Salmonidae. Gene Ontology annotation, cellular component: nucleus. Gene Ontology annotation, biological process: regulation of gene expression. The record is from RefSeq and is a predicted model, not a curated record.